UUACAUUUUAUAUUAGGCCUGCUUUUAUUUCAGAUAAAGAUGGAGAUUGAAUCUCCGCCCCUUACUGUGCCUCCUCAGCUACCACCACAACAGGAACAAUUGUCAGGUGUGGCGGUUGUUAUCAUUAUCGGUAUAGGUGUACAGACAAUUAUUAUUCUGUUUAUAUUCUCGAAACGACAGAUAAACCGGUUUUCCCUUCGGGGGCGUAGAGGUCCCCAUGUCUCGGUUGGACAAGGUGGACUGAAGCCUCUACGGAAAGAGAUAGAUCGAAGGAUCGAGUAUGCGGCACACAUUAGAUUUGAACCUAGAACUCAACCUAUGGAUAAUACUGAAUCAAGUGAGAAUAUUAGGUUCAGAGUUGCAGCUGUUGAUAGAGUAUCUGAGUUGGACAGAUUACUGGGAGUGUAUGAUCCUGAAUACUGGAGACCUGCAGGCGCUAACCUUAGAUCUUUUCUUAUCGACUGUUUGGCUGGCCCAUUAGUAGGAAUAGAACCAAAGAAAAUCCAUAGUUUCUGUGACCUUUACGAGGCAGCCCGUCACAGUUAUAAACCUUUUCUGCAGCAGGACCUUGACAAGUUUAUUCAAGCACUUCAAGCACUUAAAUCUCAGGUGACGUUUAAUACCAGCAAUAAACCUACAACACCUAAGAAAGGGCUGGGGACUCCGGUUCACAGACGAGCUGUGAACCGGCCACGUCGACGAUUGGUCGGGAUGGAAGGAGAAGAUUGUACUGUAGUAAUAAACAGGAAUUCGUCCACGGUUCUUCUUACUGUUGAUUCACUUACUACAACCCACAGCACCUCGGUAUAAACCGAUCACGGCCAAAGCUAAGAAAUUUACAUUUUCUCCUUAAACCUGGAAAUCUUCGCUUGGGGUUUUAACUUUCAAUGCAACUGAACUAUAAUAUUUUCGUCGUCUGAAUUAAAUCCUUGAUAAGUUAUGUAUAAACCAAUUUUUUUGACCAAAUUUAGUUUAAUAUUUAUAAUUUCUUAACCGAAUUUAGUAUUAUAUUUAUAAUUUUCCGUUCAGAUUUGGAGGAUUUUUAUUACUUAUACUUUAGAUAUUUUUAAGGUUAUAUAUUUUAGUAACCAAUUAUAUCCCUUUGUUCCCUGGAGCACCUUUUUUUACUGCUGAAUGUUUUAAGGGAAAAUAAAUAAUUUUUUUGGGGGUAAAAAUCAAAAAGGGGAAACAACUUGCCACUUGCGGUUCAACUUUAAUUGUUCCCUCUUAUCUUUAAAACUAAUUGGUUCAAAACAUUUAAAUAUUUGCUCAUAAUUGAUGUCUUCUUUUAGUAUUCUAAAAAUAACUUAUCGAGCUUUUGUUGAAAACUUUUAUCAAUUGUACAAAUAAGAUAUAUAUAAGAUAAUGUACAGUUUCUGUCAUAUGAACAAUAAUUAAUGAAAUGUAUAAUAUUAUAUGAUUGUUUCAGA
This is a messenger RNA of Eurytemora carolleeae, 1430 nucleotides long. RefSeq lists its product as uncharacterized. The coding region runs from base 40 to 810 and encodes 256 amino acids. The transcript has 9 exons. The record is from RefSeq and is a predicted model, not a curated record. NCBI's taxonomy places the organism in Eukaryota, Metazoa, Arthropoda, Copepoda, Calanoida, Temoridae.